This is a messenger RNA of Syngnathus acus (greater pipefish), 490 nucleotides long. RefSeq names its product kisspeptin 2 (gene kiss2). The record is from RefSeq and is a predicted model, not a curated record. Bases 26 to 397 code for a protein of 123 amino acids. The transcript is spliced from 2 exons. Lineage: Eukaryota; Metazoa; Chordata; Actinopteri; Syngnathiformes; Syngnathidae.
AUAAGGUUUUUUUUUUCCUCCCGAGAUGAAGUUUGCAGUUGUAGUUAUGAUGUGUGGGCUGAUUGUUGGUCAAGAUGAAGGGUGUCUUGGAGCAUCUCUGGCAGGAUUUCGACCUGAGAACGAAUCACAGGAAACGGGUUCCGUCCGUUCCAGAAGAAGCACGGUGGGGGACUUUUUGGAGGAUCCCAACCUGUGUUUCUCCCUGCGAGAAAACGACACCCAGCAGCAGCUCCUGUGCAACGACCGCAGGAAUAAAUUCAACGUCAACCCGUUCGGCCUUCGCUUCGGCAAGCGCUACAACCAUGCUUCCAUCUUCAGGAAAGCUGUUAAAAGAGCCAGAACAAGCAGAUUUUCACCUCCUACGCUCUUUCCCCGACAACUGGAAGUGCUGACCUGAAGCUGAUUUUGUCACGCGUUUCCCAUGUAAAACUUUAAAUAAUUUAUCAUGUGAAAAAAUAAAAAAAUAUACAUAUUAGUAGUUAUUGAACAA